Messenger RNA from Coccidioides posadasii C735 delta SOWgp, 762 nucleotides. Lineage: Eukaryota; Fungi; Ascomycota; Eurotiomycetes; Onygenales; Onygenaceae. The record is from RefSeq and is a predicted model, not a curated record.
AUGUCGCAGCCGGCAAGACGGAGGAAGGUUGUCGAUAACGAUGGGUGGACACACAUCACCUCUACCAAGAAGUCCUCGAGUCUCCACCACCCGCCGCAGCCCAAGGACCAGCUAGCGCCUGCAGAAAUUCCUGACGGACUCACAUUUGAAAAGCUGAAAGACAAGUACGAUCGGCACAAGCAGCAAUGGAUGGAAUCACACAGCUGGACCGUUCUAAAAGGAUUGCUGGAGCAAGAGAUUGCCCGUGUUUCGGGAAAGAUUCGUAAUUGUGUCUGUUUUGGGUUGGGAAGCCCGAGCGGCUUCUCCCGUGGAGGAUGGGUUGAUCGAAGGAGUAUAUCAAUGUUUCAACUUGCCGCACUCGAGUUGACAGUGGAGCUUUUAUCAAAAAUUAUUAACCCUGAUAACCUCUAUGCUCAAGAUCCUGUUUUUAAUGACAUGGAUAAGAAGCUGCUAAAGUAUGCUGGGUUCAAAGUAGUUCAAGAUCCAGAUGCCUUUGCAAUUGUUGCCAAAGAGACAUUUUUGUAUGCUCCUGGCGCUGAAAAAUCUCAUCUAAUCGAUCUUCUUUUGCGUGACCCGGUCCUAUUUUUCGGAAGUACUUUCGAUGACAUUCACUCGGCAACCACUGAAGGUGACACAUGCGCGCAAUUUGCGGGGAGGAGGCGCUCACUUUUGCUUCCGGAGUUUGAACCAAACCCAAGUGCAUUCUGGAGGACAACCUUGUAUUGGAACGGCGAAGCACACCUACCGCCUUCCGCUGAUUGA